CAACAUGUCACUAAUCCGGUACUAUAACCAGGCGUCUCCAGAGGUCCUUCCCUACAUCUCCACUGACAUCGCUGGCCUCUCCUCCUCUUUCUACCACACCUUCUGCUCCUGUAGUCAAUACCUGACUAGGAACAAGCAGAAUGUUACCUCUGAGGAGCAAACUGGCCAAUACCAGGCCACAAACACAGACAGUCCCACCUGUGAGACUCAGGUUGACGCUCUGUCAGUGGCCCUCCACAGCACCCAGCUGUAGACAGUCAGUGGUACUUUCUAGGCCAGUUUACAUCAAAAAGUGUAGGGUGAGGUCUGCUGUUUGUACAAGGUAUGAUUAAUACUGUCACAAGUGUUCAGAGUGAACACAAGACGAUAUUUACAUGAAAAAUGUUAAACUUUUUUUUUUUUUAACAGGCUUAAGAAUAGAUCACAUUAGAACAGAGCAGUUAGAAAAUAUCACAAUAAAGUGAGUAAAGGAUGAUUUCAAAAUGAAGUCUUAUUAAAUAUUAAUUAUUCCAUUUGGACUCAAAUAAAACUUUGAUGUGUAUCUUCCAGGAUCAGCUCAUCUGUUUUGCACUCUCAUUAAUCUAAGGUAAAUGCUGGUCUAACUGUAUAUCUCAGUGUUGGGUUAGAGGGAAAUGUUGAGUUUAUGUUAAGAAACACUAACAGUGGCAUUAAGUGAUGAAUGAAUUUUCUCCAUUUGCUGACUGCAGUUAGCACAAGGUAUCUUCUUUCUUUUUGAUAAAAACAUUGAUGUCUCACUGAAUGCUUCAUAGGACUUUAAUAAAAUAUUUUUAACAAAA
Molecule: messenger RNA, 797 nt
Organism: Lates calcarifer (barramundi perch)
Lineage: Eukaryota; Metazoa; Chordata; Actinopteri; Centropomidae
Product: acyl-coenzyme A thioesterase 11-like
Exons: 2
Coding region: 5-253 (82 amino acids)
Source: RefSeq, a predicted model, not a curated record